Molecule: messenger RNA, 1926 nt
Organism: Cyphellophora attinorum
Lineage: Eukaryota; Fungi; Ascomycota; Eurotiomycetes; Chaetothyriales; Cyphellophoraceae
Exons: 1
Coding region: 1-1926 (641 amino acids)
Biological process (GO): transcription by RNA polymerase III
Cellular component (GO): RNA polymerase III complex
Molecular function (GO): DNA binding
Source: RefSeq, a predicted model, not a curated record
AUGUCCUCCCCACCAGGCUCCGACCAACCAUCGACAACCAACACAUCCGCCCGCUCAACGCCUGCCGCUUCACGCGCUUCCACCCGCGCCGCCCCUCGCGGGAGCAUAACCCGCAAAACCAAAGCGGAGCGCGAGAAAUACGCCGCCGACGAAGCUGCUCGUGCCGCGAGACGCAAUAAUGCCGCCUCCUCCUCUACCACCACCGGCACCCCACACACCGCAAACACAGGACCUGCUCGUAGAGGGACAGGCACAGGACGUGGCGCACGAGGCGGUGCAGGCGGACGUGGUGGGGCGGUGGGCAGGGAGGCAACGCAUAUUCGCAGUGAUGGCAGUGGGGGAGGGGUGUUCGGCGGGAGUGCUGGGGGUGCGGUGAAUAGAAGGGCUACCGCGGCCGAGAGAAGGGCAUUGGGGGUUGGCCAGGAGGAGUGGCUCUCUGGUGAAGCCGCGCAGAAGAUUGAGGAUGCGGGAGGGAGUGCGGCUACAGCAAAAUGCAAGGGCAAUAAGACAGCCGUGGCGGGCAGUCAGAGUGGCAAGCCAGAGGCCGACGCGGAGGAAGACGAACUGGUCACGGCUGCGCUACAGCAAAAAGCUUACGAGCCAGAGACAAUCACGAUCGAAGAGGAUGAGGACCCAGACGAGGUGAGGCGCGAUAUCGAGCGUAUCUGGAUCAGCAGUGAGGAUGAGGCCGAAGGCGAAGCCAACACCAUGGACCAGACCGGCGAGGACGAUGAGGAGGAAGACGACAUCAUCACGUCAAAAGGCAAGCAGCGCACAGGCACGAUCGAGUCUAAAACCAAACCACGAAGACCCGGUGGAGGAGGAGGAGGGCUACGACCACUUCGCGCUCCUCACCAGACCAACGGCGCAAGCAGCGCAGCUUCACACCAACGAGCCGCCUCCGAGCAGAAACCAUCGCGCAACAAGCGUGAGUUCACCGCAAUUCUAGUAGGAGACGACUCCGACGCCAUGGACGUCGAUAGUCCCGCACAAGUCACCGUCACAGGCCACGAGCGUCAACGCAGCACUCUCAAUCCAUACAAAGAUCUUUCAACAAGCCCAGAGCUCAAAAAACGCACACUCUCUUCUGCUACCCCAAAACGCUCCCUCGCCCGCGAUGCAAAAGCAUACGCCUCCGAAACGCCCGAGGAACGCGCUGAGCGCUUACGUGUGGCGGAGGACACGGCGAGGUUGAUCGACUUGUUGAUUCCGGACAGCACUAACCACGCCUACGGUGUGUCGGCCAAGGGAAAAGGCAAAGCCAAGCUCCCCGAUCCCGACACGCAGCAGCAGAGAGGCCAACUCUUCCUAAUGCAGUUCCCACCCAUCACACCUUUACUGCUUGACCCUGUUGCCGAAGCUGCAGCAGCUGAGGAGGCUGAUAAAGACGCCACUGUUGCCACUGAGGCAACAGAAACCAAACCCAACCCCCCAGAAGUCCAAAUCAAAUCCGAGCCCGGCACCGCAGGCGACAUGUCCCGUGCCACACUCCUAGCCCGACAGACCGCGAACCAAACACGUAUUAAGCAACAGGGAUAUAUAACGGCGCCGGACUUGCUCCCGCCUGAUCCAGCAGCGCAGUUGCCGCAAGGUGUGGUGGGGAAGUUGCGCGUGCAUGCUUCCGGCAAAGUGAGCAUUGAUUGGGGCGGCGUGAGCAUGACCGGACGGAUGGGUGUCAACACUGACUUCGCGAGUGAAGGGCUUCUUGUUGAUUCUGGGGGCGUGCUGAAUGAUGCAAAUCCAGAAGUAGAUGCCGAGGAUGGGGCUGCUGGUGAGGCCCGACCGGAGAACGACGAUCAGGCCAAGUGGGAGGAGAGGCAGCGCAUGAAUCCUCAGUCGUCAAGGCAUAAGGGGAAGGUGUAUGCUCUGGGGCAGAUCAAGGGCAAGAUGGUGGUUGUGCCGGACUGGGGCAAAAUUUAUGACUGA